AUGUGUACGGAGAAGUUGGGCAUCUUUGACUGCGGCUGUGUCGAGAUGACCGAGAUCCUCUUCUGUGAUUGGAUCGUCGAUAAAACGACGGUUAGUGCAGCGCAUCCUAAAAACGCACCAGCGGCACCGCAACUCCAGCGCGAACUGGUGCCAACGCUCUGCCGCCACUGCGAGAAGAGGAUGGAGAGCCCCGAGGGGGCGCUGGCCGUGAAGGCGAUGGUGGCGACACGGCGCGCGGCUGUGCGGCGGGCAAGAUCGAGAUGGCGAGCGGCCGCGGGUUCCGCUGCCCAGGCAGUACCGGUACCCACGACAAAGGAUAUCCUUUUCAGGCUGGCGAUGGCAGACUGGAAUACCGAUGAGGUGGAACAGGUAGAGGCCGAUCUCCAGAGGCUUGCGGGCAGGACGGCAUGGGCUGAGGAAGACCAGCAUUGGGAAAGGUCGUCUGCAUCGCAGAGCUCACUGCCGCUUCGUGCGUUGGCGGCUGCGACUUCUGCUCUGGCUCCUGCAUCACCGCUUCCUCCGCGGCUACUGCGCGUCUAUGAAGUGUUCGAGGCGCUUUCUUCCUCGGGUGCCCCCUUUGCCGAUUGGGAGCUCAGGCUCCCCCCGGGUCCGUUUUUCACGGCCGGAAACAGGGCACGACUCUGGCAGAUCUUGAUGGCCCACGCGGACCGGGGAAGCGACGGUUUACCCCGACCACGGCGUCAUCCACGUCAUCUCCGUCUUCCUCCUCCUCCUCCUCCUCCUCCUCCUCCUAUUCUUCCUCCUCCUCCGCCCCCAACCUUCCCAUGGGGAGCACUCCGUGCCGAAACCCCUCGUCCAUUCCCCAUCCAGGUCCACGAGAUUCUCGAGGCACUUCCCGCCGAGGGCAUCGCUGUGCUUGAUUUCGGGAUCCUCUUCGAAUCGCGUCUGUUGGAAAGUGAGCUGGACGAGUUCAUGCGGCUGAUGAGCGAACACGCGGUUUACGGCCUCGAUGGCUUACUCCGACCGAAGAGGCCACGAGAUUGA
This is a messenger RNA of Drepanopeziza brunnea f. sp. 'multigermtubi' MB_m1, 1005 nucleotides long. RefSeq lists its product as uncharacterized. Lineage: Eukaryota; Fungi; Ascomycota; Leotiomycetes; Helotiales; Drepanopezizaceae. The record is from RefSeq and is a predicted model, not a curated record.